AUGGAAGUCCUGGCCCCCGUUCCUCGAGACUCCCCAAGACCCGCACGGCCCGGGAAUGCGUCUUGGUUGAAAGAUGCAAGUUUGAUGACUGUUUCUGAAGAGAUUCUGGAGCUCUGUAGAUUCUGUAGCGGCGUGAUAGAGCGAAGAUGGAGGAGGGAGGGAGGGAGGGAGAGCGGUAAAAUUUUCGAUUCUGGCCCGUUCUGGCGAGAAUUCUUGCAACGCAAGCCUGCAGCCAGACAACAAGAAGGGCUCCUGGGAAUUCAGUACUUGAAAAGCCCAGAGGGCUUUUUCGCCUUCGUUCAAGCUACGAAGCAAAAGUGUGAUGCCCUGGUUGCUAAAACCUUGGCGGCGACAAGCUUGGACGAAUAUAGGGCUAUGGCACGAGAUAUGGACAGACUGAGCGAUCUCCUGUGUCGAGUGAUUGAUGUGUCAGAUUUCAUGAGAGUCUUUCACCAAGAUGCUGCCAUCAUCAAGGCUGCCACGCAAGCCUACGAGCAUAUGUUUGAAUACAUGAACGUGCUCAACACCACCGCAGGAUUGAAUGAACAACUCAAGAAAGCUCUUCGCAUGCCCGAGGUCAGAUCGGGCACCUAG
Endocarpon pusillum Z07020 is the source of this 594-nucleotide messenger RNA. RefSeq lists its product as uncharacterized. The transcript is spliced from 2 exons. The record is from RefSeq and is a predicted model, not a curated record. Gene Ontology annotation, molecular function: metalloendopeptidase activity. The coding region runs from base 1 to 594 and encodes 197 amino acids. Gene Ontology annotation, biological process: peptide metabolic process. NCBI's taxonomy places the organism in Eukaryota, Fungi, Ascomycota, Eurotiomycetes, Verrucariales, Verrucariaceae. Gene Ontology annotation, cellular component: mitochondrion.